AUGAAACUUUGGCAAUUUCUAUUGUUUUUCUUAUUUUCUGUUGAGGUACGAGAACAUUUUGGUUUUCUAAUAAAAAAUUCAAAAUUAAAUUAAAAAAUUAUUAUCCAGAUAACAAAUGCUGCUGAUUAUGAACUUUAUGAUUAUGAUUGGUUAACACAAAAAGCUGAAGUUGUAACAACUCCUGCUGCACUUACAAAAGCGCCAGAUGACGAUGAUGUGUGAGUUUUCUUGUGUUCCAAAAAAUGAUGAACAAACAAAGUUUCUAGAGAUGAAUUUGUCAUUCUUUUUCCAGUAAACGCAAAAAAAUAAAUAGGUUUUUCAAAUGCACUUACAACUCGAUUUGUUCUUCUAAAAUGUUAAGAGCCCAAAAUAAAUUCCAGAAAAAUGGAUGCAUUUGGAAAGUGUUCUGAAAUACUUUUAUAAGUUGUUAGUUUUUCACAUUUUUUACAUCUCAAAAAAAUUUCAUUGCAAAAUGGCGGAUAUAUUAUUUUUCUUGAAGUUAGAUUUUUAUGAAAUUUCGUAUUCACGCUUCACAAACUUUGAGUACAUUUUUGUUUUUUCAAAUAUAACACACAACACUAAAAAAAAUUCUCUAAAUUUUUAGAAUCGUUGAUCAACUGGACAAUCGGAAAGCUGUGAACAAUGAAAUCAUUGGGGGGUUCUCUAACCAGAAAAGUUUCUCGUGUCCGCACGCAAAACCAACAUUACAUACGGUAGAUGAAUUGUUUUUUGUAUUCAGUACAAUGUUAAAAUCAAUGUUGCUUUCAGGGUGAAACAGUUGGACAAUUAUCUCCUGAAGAUAUCACAAUAGUUGCAGCAAUGGGAGAUUCUUUAGCUUCUGGUCGAGGUCUUUGGGCAUUCACAGAUGUUGAAUUCAGAGGUGCUGCUUUCCCAAUUGGUGGAGAUGCCAAUAUGGACGGACUUGUCACAAUUCCAAGUGGGUUUCAUUUAAAAAUUUCACUUUUUAAGAGAAAAAAAUAUAAUAAUAAUAUUCCAGAUAUUUUGAGUCAGUUCACAAGCAAAAUCGAUGGUGUAUCACAUGGUAUGGGAUCUGCUGAUGUUCUUCCUGAUUAUCAAUUCAAUGUUGCACAAAUUGGCGCAGAAACUGAAGAUUUACCUCAACAAGCUGUUGAAUUGGCUCGGAGAAUGAAACGAUAUAUUGGAAAUGAAUUGAAAAAUCGAUGGGUUUUGACUUUUAUUGUUACCGGGUCCGAAGAGGUCUGUAACUUUGGUUUUCCGUGAUAGCAAAUUUUGUUGUUAUUUCAAAAAUUUUUAGUUCUGUGAAAAGUGCGAAGCUCCAAGCAAAACCUCAAUUCGAAAGGCUUUAGGGGUUUUGAAGAAAGCGGCUCCUCGAAACUUGGUUGUUUUAUUAGGACCAGUUCAUGUUGCCUCAACUUAUCGGCAGAAUAUAAAUCUGAUGAGGUAUGAGCCACCAUUUUUACACUCAAUGUCAAUAUGUUUUCCAGACCACGAUGCAAAUGUCUUGAACAAAUGACUGGAAAAGAUUACCGGAAAUUGUUCGACCUCUGGAAAAAAUCGUUCAUCACAGUCGAGGUGACAUCAUUUUCAAAUAAACAAUCCAAUAUUUCUUUUGAUUUUUCAGAAUGAGUUUAAUGGAAUGAAUUAUACAACAUUUGGCGUGUUGGCAAUUCCAUCUUUAGCAAUUCAUUCAAGAAAUCCACAAUCACUUUUAGUUCCAAAAAAACCAUUGUUGAAUAGAAAAGGACAUUCCUAUGCAGCAAAAUGGCUGUGGAAUCGAUUAAUUGCUGGCCCAAAUUAUAAUAUUUCAAAUAUUGCACUUUCCGAGGAUGCUUAUUAUUGCCCUUCUGUGGUAUUUUUCAAUGAUAACAGUUAGGAAAAAAAAACAAAAAUAAUCAAUUUCUAGGGCUGCCCAUAUUUUCGAACUGUACAAAAUUUCCAUCAAUGUUCUGUUAUCACUGAAUCUGAUUGGGCGGCACAAUAUGCAACAACACCAGUACCUUUAGAAGGAACAAAACACCGGAAACAAGUGAUGGAUCGAAAUUUGGGUGGUUUCAUUGCCAUAAUUUUAUUUUUAGCAAUAUGUUCUGUUAGGUCAGUCGUUUGCACAAAAUCUUGCCUAACCAAAAAUAUGUAGAUUAUUACAGUGUGUUUGGAACGUUUUUUUAUUGCCAUGGAAUGCGUGCAACUAAAGGAAGAUUUGAUUAUGGUAAACAGAAACCAGUCGAAGAAGAAUUGUGA
Messenger RNA from Caenorhabditis angaria, 2220 nucleotides. The record is from the annotation of a GenBank genome assembly. NCBI's taxonomy places the organism in Eukaryota, Metazoa, Nematoda, Chromadorea, Rhabditida, Rhabditidae.